AUGAAAAUAUUAAUCGCCAAAGUUUUAGCUAUUACCGCUUUAAUUAAUUAUGUUAGUGUGAGCGGAUCAAACAAAAAUUGUUCAUUAAAUAUAAAAUCAACUAUUAAUAAAGGAAAAGAUGAUGCUAGCAAUAAUGACCAGCCAAUUGUUCCAAAUGGAAAUUCAAACGAUGAUAAAACGGGCAACAAUGGCAACACAAAUAACAAUGAACAAAAUAACAUUCAAAAUGGUGAUGAAUUAAAUAACAAAAAUGCUAACUCUAAUGGCCCUAUAGAUGUAGUAAAUAAUUCUGAACAGCCUAUUAAAGGAUUGUCUUUUGACAAAUUAUCGAAUGGUGAUAAAAUAAAAUCUAUACUUGAUUCUCUUAUUGAAAAUGAAAAAAAUAAUGAUGGUAAUAAUGGAAAAGAUAUGUAUAAAGUUAUGAUGAAUAACAUUUUUAAAGGAAUAAAUAAUAGUGCUGAUAAUGAUACAACUAAUUCCCAAAAUAAUAAUGUAGAUGAUAUUGGCACUUUCAAUAUGUCACAAGAUAAUCAUGAACAAUUAGAAAAUUUAAAAAAAAAUAUAGAAAAUGCAUUAAAAGAGCAUGGAAUAAAUAUUGAUGAGUUGUCAAACAAUUUUUUGAACGGAAAUAAGGAAGAAGGCAAAGAUGCAUUUAUGGAACUUUUAAAAAAUAUGUCUCAAGAUGACAAUAUAAUUAUGAAUUUUCCUGAAAUUACAAAAAAUUGUAAUUUCCCCAAUUUAGAUAUACCAAAUAUAUUUAAUUUAACAGAUGCUGGUGUAGAUAGCAUCGAUUAUGAUAUCGCAGAGAAAAAUAACGUAAAUACAUUAAAUGCUAAGAAUGACAAUACAAAAGAAAAUGAAGAUGUUGGUGAAGAUAAAUACACAUUGUUUGAUAACUCUAAUUCUGAUGAAAAUGUAAACAAUGAAGAUAGUACUAUUGAAAAAGGGCAACCUUCAAAUGAUGAAAACUUAAUAAGCAGUGGUGACUGUGUAAUUGGUAGCGAUAUUGGUAGUGUUAGUGGUAAUGAUAGUGGUUAUUUAACUGAAACUGAUAGUGGAAGUGUUAGUGGUAAUGGUAGCGAUUAUUUAACUGAAACUGAUAGUGGAAAGGGAAGUGGAAGUGAAAGUGGAAGUGGAAGUGGAAGUGAAAGUGGAAGUGAAAGUGGAAGUGGAAGUGAAAGUGGAAGUGGAAGUGAAAGUGAAAAUGGAAGUGAAAGUGGAAGUGAAAGUGAAAGUGAAAGUGAAAGUGGAAGUGGAAGUGAAAGUGAAAGUGAAAGUGAAAGUGGAAGUGGAAGUGGAAGUGGAAGUGAAAGUGGAAGUGAAAGUGAAAGUGAAAGUGGAAGUGGUGCUGAAAAGAAUGCCGUAUCUAAUGAAAACUCUACCCAAGAAAUCGAAGAUUAUGAAACUAACAAUGUAGAAGAAGAAUUAAUAGCCUCAUCUUCCAUGAAUAAUAACCAAAAAGACAAUACCACAAGUUUACAGGAAAAUGAAUAUUUAAAACCAGAUAUAUUCAAGCCUAUUGCUUCAAAAGUAGUUGUAACAGAUCAAACUAAUAAAAAGUCCACACACAAAAAAAAAAAAAAUAUAAAAAAAACAAACUACCCCAAAACAAAUUUAAGAAGAUACCCACUUGAGCAAUCAAAAAUAAAUGAAAUGCUAGACAAAUUUGAAAAUAGCGAAUUUUAUAAAACUGUUCUAAAAAAUAUACUAGAUAAAUAUAUUAUUUUGGAUGAUAUUGAUCAAAAUAAGGGAAAAAAUAAUAAUAAAAGGGAUGGAGAGGAUGUAGAGGAUGAAGUAAAUAUCAAAGAAUUCAGCGUAAAAGAUCUUAAGCAAUUAAUUCAAGACAAUAUACUCGAUUAUAGUGAUUUAACAGAAGAAGAAUUAACAAAAUUAGCAGGACCAGAUAAAGCGUUCUAUGAUUUAUCACCAUAUGCCAAUGAAGAUAAGGAUUUCUCAACAAAUUAUGGAUCUACUCUUGAAAAUGAACAAUUAACUACUUACUUAAAUAAAUUUGGCCAAUAUCAUAUGAGUUAUGACAGCAAAACUCUUGACUACUUAAAACAGAAAAAAUCCGAGAAAAAAGAAGAAGACCAAGAGGAUGAAAACUUUUACGAUGCUUACAAACAAAUUAAAAGUUCAUAUUAUGGUAUACCCUCAAACUAUUAUCAUCAAGCACCACAGUUGAUUGGUGAUAAAUAUGUCUUUACAUCUGUAUAUGAUCAAAAAAAAGAUUUAAUUAAAUUUUUAAAAAAAACAAAUGGUAAAAGUCUUUACACCCAUCCCGAUGAGCUUGGAAAUGGAAAUACAGAAAACAAAACAAAAAGUGACCAAAAUGAUAAAUCUCCAGAGAUUAAGCAAUUGCAAAAAUUGAGCUAUUAUAAAAGAAAAAAUGCAUAUAACAUUCUUGUAGAACAAAGGCGUAUAGAAAAGGAAGAAAAAGAAAAAAGGGAAAAAAAAGCACAAACAACCAAUACAUCGAUCAAUGAUGAUUACAUAAAGCAUUUGAAUAACGGUGGUUUAAACAAAAGUACUGUUUUAUUUUCAAAAGACGAGCUUGAUAAAAUGGUAAAUGGCUUAUAUUCCCAAUCUGGAAACUCAAAUGGUGAUUCCGUCAAUCAAAAUUUCGAUAGCAUUACAGCUAAUAUUAAAAAUGUGAGUAAUGAACAAAAUGAUAAUCAAUCUAAUGCUUUUGUCAACGAUGGCAACAGUGAUAAUGAAUUAUUAGAAGAUUACCCAGAGGAUGAAGAUGAAGAUGAAUAA
Molecule: messenger RNA, 2760 nt
Organism: Plasmodium berghei ANKA
Lineage: Eukaryota; Apicomplexa; Aconoidasida; Haemosporida; Plasmodiidae
Product: translocon component PTEX150
Exons: 1
Coding region: 1-2760 (919 amino acids)
Source: RefSeq, a predicted model, not a curated record